Messenger RNA from Staurois parvus, 471 nucleotides. NCBI's taxonomy places the organism in Eukaryota, Metazoa, Chordata, Amphibia, Anura, Ranidae. The record is from the annotation of a GenBank genome assembly.
UGGAUUAAUUUACACAAUCUUUUAAUUUCCAUAUCUUUAUAUUUCUCUAGGACCUUUAUCUAUUCAGCAAUCACAAGAGGAAGACCUACACCUUUAUACAUAGUAAUUUUGGCUGUGAUAUUUUGUUCAUACAAUGGUUUCUUACAAGGUCAUUGCAUGGUUUAUGCUGCAACCUAUCCACAAAAUUGGUAUACAGACAUCCGAUUUAUAUCAGGGGUUGUCAUUUUCAUCCUUGGAAUGGCUAUUAAUAUUCAUAGUGACCACAUAUUGCGUCAAUUGAGAAAACCAAGUGAACUUGCCUACAAGAUUCCACAAGGAGGAAUGUUCAAUUAUGUGUCUGGAGCAAAUUACUUUGGUGAAAUUGUGGAAUGGUUUGGUUAUGCUAUAGCAACAUGGUCCCUCCCAGGAUUUGCCUUUGCAUUAUUUACUCUGUGUUCCAUUGGACCAAGAGCUUAUCAUCAUCACAAGUAA